AUGUCAAACAAACCAUCUUUCGAUGCUGCAGCCGAUCACUCCUCAACAACCAUCAUCACACCUUCUUCUUCAUCAGGAGGAGAUAAAUCCAAUUCCCAAUCCUCCUCUUCAUUAUUUUCCACAUCCACUGCACCUUCUUCGAUCCUUUCUGAAGCUUGUGCCACUUCUCUACAAUCCUUCCUCGAACAAUAUCAGAAAAAGGACUGGCACGAUUUCUCCACAGCAGGUCGAAGUCACGUCGCUCUCGCCAUCGCCAAAGAACAUGUUUUUAAACCCAUCCUUGAAAUUUUCAAAAAAGACAAUCCCAACGCUUCAAAAGAGCCACUCUACAAAACUAUUCCAGAUUAUUUUGGAUACGGAGUGAAAUUGGAGAUGUUAUUGGAAGAGGAAUGCCCGACCAAUGUCGGAAAACCAUAUAUCAUUACGACGAUUCAUGAAUGUUAUUUUAAUGGAGAGGGAAAACUUGAGAGUACGAAUAAGAGAAUUUUGAAUUAA
This is a messenger RNA of Naegleria fowleri, 495 nucleotides long. RefSeq lists its product as uncharacterized. Bases 1 to 495 code for a protein of 164 amino acids. The record is from RefSeq and is a predicted model, not a curated record. NCBI's taxonomy places the organism in Eukaryota, Heterolobosea, Eutetramitea, Acrasida, Naegleriidae. The transcript has 2 exons.